UUUCAGCGUGUACCUCGGUGGGUAGUAUUUCAUGUCUUGCUUCUAGGCGCCGACUACAACCAAACCGCUAGUAGCGUACAAUGGAUAGCGCGCGAUGCAUCACCAUCACUACCUCCUAAAUCGCACAGCAUUGGUCCACCAAGACCGAUCAGAUCGAAUAUAUUAUUCGGUCUAUUCCGAGUCUUCCUGUGUAGCUCUCAACCCAUUAAACCAUUGCACUCUUUUUUUUUUCUAUCUCUGAGUAUUUGAAUAUUUUCAAGCUCUCCUAAGAGCGGAUUCAAAACUCUCACCAGCUGGCUGGCUGUAAUUUCAUAAACAUCUUGUAAUACGUCCAAUUCCUAAUAAUUCAUUUUAAAUCCAUUCUUUAGUACAAGACAAUUAUCUCCAGGCGAGAUGUCUUCUCUUCCGUCUAUUCUAAUUCUUACGCUCUUUACACAAUAUGCCGCUAGUUUACAAGUCACACCAAAUUCACCCUGUGCUUCCUUGUGCAUAGACUCUUCUGGCCUGGAUCUGUCUGAUCCAAACUCGUCUACAACGAAUAAUUCAGAUAUCUCUUGUUAUGAUUCCGAAUAUUCUAGCUCAUCCGCGGGCCAAAAAUACCAGGGAUGUAUGAGUUGUCUUCAAGACAGUACUUUCGCUCAAGGGGGCGAGAGCGACCAGCUUUGGUUCUUAUACAACCUCAGAUAUACUUUUGAUUACUGUAUAUUGGGGUUUCCCAAUGCUACAGAUGUACCUUCAACCCCCUGCUCAACGUCUACUGCUUGUGGUGGGUUGGAUGAUGCCUUCACGAAUGACAAGCUCAGUCCAAAGACGCCCGGCUACUCAUAUUGUGGCGCGGAUGGUUCCGGCAUGACCAACACGAUAGUGUCUGAGUGCAUGUCCUGUGUAGGUGCUUUGGAUGGUCAGAAUUACCUGGCUAACUUUCUCAUCGCCCUAGAUGCAGGUUGUCAGCAGAAGCCUGCCACAGGAACACUGAUAGGGCUAAACGACACUGUAUUUUCAGAGACUAGGAUUAGUGCUGUUGAUCCAGCAGUCGAAAAAACAACUAAUGAUAAAGGGUCUUCGCUUACCACAACCCAAUUAGCUGGAAUUGCCGUCGGCGCCACUGUCGUCGUCUUGGCAAUAUCUGGUUUCCUACUCGUACAUUUCCGUAAACGAAAAAAUCGCCGUCUUCUACUUGGAAAUGUCAGAACCUCGGUAGUGGGACAAAAGAAGAGUCGCCAUCGUCCUGACUCGUCACUCUCAUUCCGUUGCCAAACGCACCUAACACCGAGGUCACCGGCAUUUUUUCCUAACCCAACCAACGACACUAUCGAAGAGGAGAAACCCAGCGCAGGGCCAUUCUCCGCCCUUGGUUCCCAUCCCGUUUCCCCGGGGUCACCAAGGCAAUCCGCCUGGCGUGGCCAGAACGGCGGUCCGGGUAUCAAUUCAUCCUCGCGACCGGGUAACAAAGCGUUACCAUUACAUAACAUCGCCACUGCUAUCCCAGCCAUACCAGGAAACGUGCAUUACUCUGCUUCGCCAAAAGCUGCAUUUUUCUCACCUACCGAUGAGCCGGCUAGCACUACGAGCACUAAGAGCACAGCACAGCUUCUGCCUCUAAGACAAUACAACCCAGCCGAAUACGGUGUCUCCUCGCCGCAAGUGGGAAGCACCUCCGACGGUAUAUUCAGUAGUCCAACGUCCGGGUCUACUUCUAGCCCCCUGUUAAGCCGUGCGUGGGAGCAGAGGGCUCCGACAUGGGACUUACCGCCCCGCAGCUCUAGCAAGCCAUCGGGCAUCGGGGCCUGGGAGAGAGUCGCCGCCGGUGUGGCAGCGAAAAAUAGAAGGACUAGUAAUUCGGGGAGUCCUGUUGAGACGAAACAGAUUAAUUUCAAUUUUCCGCCACCGCCUGCUCGAAGAUAAUGCACAUGUAUAUAGCAUGUAUCAAUACAUAAUAAAAAUAUAUAAAGUGAA
Messenger RNA from Annulohypoxylon maeteangense, 1956 nucleotides. RefSeq lists its product as uncharacterized. NCBI's taxonomy places the organism in Eukaryota, Fungi, Ascomycota, Sordariomycetes, Xylariales, Hypoxylaceae. The coding region runs from base 394 to 1905 and encodes 503 amino acids. The record is from RefSeq and is a predicted model, not a curated record. The transcript has 3 exons.